Molecule: messenger RNA, 1639 nt
Organism: Porites evermanni
Lineage: Eukaryota; Metazoa; Cnidaria; Anthozoa; Scleractinia; Poritidae
Source: the annotation of a GenBank genome assembly
AUGGUCCUUUGCCUUGUCAUUAGCUGUGGGAACAAAACAUGGAAGAAGCGGUCUAAAGUCGAAAAAGUAAGGUUUUUUCGUGUCCCACGUGUUAUAGUCAAUCAAGGAGAGUACAGCGAGGAACUUACUUCUGAGCGAAGAAGAAUGUGGAUCUCUGCGAUAAGUAGAGAAGACUUAACUGAUGAUAUUUUAGAACGCGAUCGGGUCUGCAGCCAGCACUUCGUUUCAGGAGAAGCUGCGAAAGAUUGGGAUCGAUUCAACGUAGAUUGGGUCCCUACCCUCCAUCUUGGUCAUUCAAAACAGCAUGUAAAGGAUCCUAAAGAAGAAGUUGCUCGAGCACAGAGAGCUGCCAACAGACGCAAACGUCGAGCAGAGAUCGCAGAAAAGGAGGUGGAAGAAAAAGGGAAACGAUUGGAUGCUACAGGGGAAACAGCUGAUGAGAUAUUCUACGAGGCCAAGCCCGAGGCUGAGGCUUUGAAUGUUGAUGAUACAGGGGAAACAGCUGAUGAGAUAUUCUACGAGACCGAGCCCGAGGCCGAGGCUUUGAGUGUUGAUGACAAAGAUCCAGAAACCAAGGAAGAAUUAUACGGAAGUCAUGACCAGAAAACAAUGAACGCUGAAACUCAAACGCCAGAUUCAGGGGUAAAAAUUACCCAAAAUGCUGAAACUCAAACAACUGAAUUUGAAUAUUUGUUUAAGCAAGCUGUUCUACAACCUUUUACUGAGGAAUAUUUUGCUGAUCAUGAUGACAGAGUGAGGUUUUACACUGGUUUGCCGGGUUUUGAUGUGCUCAAAGCAACUUUUUCUUUCAUCAGUCCAUUCGUCACUCGAAGGAGUAAAAGUUUGUCUUUGUUUCAAGAAUUUAUUAUGGAAGUAAUGAAAUUAAGAUUAAAUGUUCCUCUGCAAGACCUUGCGUAUAGGUUUGGCGUUUCUCUUAGUAGUUUCAAGAACCUUCUCCACCUGGUUAACUGUGAUGGAUAUCAGGCUUUCCCCUAUCAUCAGAUGGCCUGAACGAGAUGAGCUCUGGCACACGAUGCCUCUUUGUUUUCAGUUCUCAUUUGGAAAAAAAACCACCAUUAUUAUUGACUGUUUUGAGAUCUUCAUAGAGCGACCUUCAAAUCUUCUAGCAAGAGCACAAACAUUUUCUAACUAUAAACACCACAAUACUGUCAAGGUGCUCAUCGCAAUUACACCCCAAGGGUCUAUUUGUUUUACUUCCAAAGUAUGGGGAGGAAGGACCUCUGAUAAAUACUUAACUGAUAAGUGUGGUUUAUUGAACCACUUGAAGCCAGAGGACCUUGUUAUGGCAGACCGAGGGUUCACCAUUCAGGAAAGUGUUGCACUCUACCAGGCACAGUAAGCUAUCCCUGCCUUCACUAGAGGAAAGAAUCAACUUGAUCCACUUGAUGUGGAACGAACACGAGAAAUUGCGAAUGUGCGAAUACAUGUCGAGCGUGUAAUUGGACUCCUGAGGCAAAAAUAUUCUAUCCUGCAACGAAUACUACCAAUGGAUUAUUUGACAUGUUCAGAGAAAAGUGGAAAAAUUCCACUUAUUGACAGGAUGAUCAGGGUUUGUGCAGCCCUUACAAAUCUUUCCCCAUCUGUUGUUCCCUUUGAGUAUGCUCAUCAGCUUUUAUAA